Messenger RNA from Coregonus clupeaformis (lake whitefish), 3287 nucleotides. RefSeq names its product reticulon-4 receptor-like 2. The record is from RefSeq and is a predicted model, not a curated record. Gene Ontology annotation, molecular function: protein binding. Lineage: Eukaryota; Metazoa; Chordata; Actinopteri; Salmoniformes; Salmonidae. Gene Ontology annotation, cellular component: plasma membrane. The transcript has 4 exons. The coding region runs from base 159 to 1559 and encodes 466 amino acids.
AGCCGUGGGCGCGAGCUCAUCAAGUAUAAACCCAAUCACGGGAAUUCUGCUCGUCACUCACUCAGUCGCACUGACUCGGUUACCAGAGCUGAACUUCAGCGGAGAUAGCAGGCACAUUCUCUGCGCUCAGGCUAACUCGCUGUCGGCUUUGGUUCGAGAUGGAAACUUGCUCGACUGCACGGAGAUCUCGGAGCGCCAAUAUCCACAACUUCAAAAGUGGGCUCACCCUAUGGCUAGUGCUGUGGUUGGUGGCGGUGAAGCAAAGUGGGGCAGGGACGUGUCCAAGGCUGUGUGUGUGUUACCCAUCGCCUAUGACGGUAAGCUGCCAGUCUCAGAACUUCACCACCGUGCCCUCCGGAGUGCCCUACGACUCCCAGCGCGUCUUUCUGCAGAACAACCGCAUCACCGAGCUCAGAGCAGAUUCUUUUGGCUUCGAGACACAGGUUCUCUGGCUCUACUCCAAUAACAUCACACUGAUUGAGGCUGGAGCCUUCAGCAACCUGAGGGUUCUAGAAGAGCUGGACCUUGGUGACAACCCAUUACUACGGCGACUGGAGGGUGGAGCGUUCCGUGGACUGGAGAAGUUGCAGAGCCUGCACAUGCACCGCUGCAAGCUGGCCGCUCUCCCCCACGACCUCUUCCUCAAGCUCUACAGCCUGCAGUUCCUCUACCUGCAGGAGAACGAGCUGCACUUCAUCCAGGACGACCUCUUCUCCGACCUGGUCAACCUGAACCACCUCUUCCUGCAUGGCAACCGCAUCCGCACACUGUCCGAGAACGUGUUUCGCGGCCUGGUCAACCUGGACCGCCUCCUGCUCCACGACAACCGAAUCCGGCAGGUGAACCGCCGUGCUUUCCGUGACCUGGGCCGUCUGACCAUCCUCUACCUGUUCAACAACUCCCUGGCAGAGCUGCCAGGCCAGGCCAUGAAAGAUGCUGUGGCAGUCCAGUUCCUCCGCCUCAACGGGAACCCCUGGUCCUGCGGCUGUGAGGCCCGCUCCCUGUGGGAGUGGUUCCGUACAGCUCGCAUCUCCUCCUCCGAGCUGAUGUGCACCUCCCCCUCCCCCCGCCGCGGACAGGACCUGCGCUUCCUCCGAGAGAUGGACUUUGCCCUUUGUCCCCUCCCCGACCCCGGGUCACUGGCCGGCACCACCACGACCACCUUCAGCACCAAGACAAGAUGGUGGUUCUCCAAGCACAAGCCCGUGGCCUCGUCCAAAGGAAUCUUCCAGAAGAGCUCGGAAACGGUCAAGGCGCACCCCUUCUCCUCGGUCAAGCCCAACCAGCCCUCCUACCCUUCCUCCACCUCCUUCUCCUCUAAGUACGAGCUGGUGGAGGAGGAGGUGAACCUGCCCAAGGUGGACCAGGAGGAGUACUGGGCCAACUACGGGAACGAAGACGCCUCUGUGCGUUGCUUCGAGCUCGAGUGCCCGCCCGGCUACGACACCCCGGUCCUCCUGCCCUCCUCCUCCUCCUCCUCCUUCUCCCCCACUCAGUCUUUCCUCCCUCUCCUCUCCCUUUCUGUACUAACCUUCUCCCUCCACCUUCUCUUUGGCUGAACAGCCCUAUUAGCUCCUCUUUUUCUCCAACUCCUUUCUCUUUCUCCUCUACACACCUGGAUCUUGAUUCCUUUCAGUUUCCCCCCUGGCCCCCAGGGGGCGGUACACUGAUGCAGGAGCAGGCAGUUUGUAGGGAGCUGCUCUCAGGAGCACAGGUGAGAUGCAGUGUGACACCAUUUGAUUGGAGGGCACCGCUGCUGCUGAUAGGGCUGAGCUCAUUUUUCACUGAGAUGACAUCACAGCAGCAGGUUCUGUUUUCAGGAAUUUAAUCACCAUAACUACUAGUUUGUAUUCGCAGCAAACAACGCAGGCGUUGUGACACUGGCUAUUUUGUAUGGCGUCAAAUGCUCACCAUUGUCAACCCACUGCGUACCAAUAUUUUCAAAAGCAACACUUUCCUUUGGCUUCAUCUUUGUCACUGACCUUUCAACUUUCACCUGUCCACCUCAGAGACCAGAGACACCAGAGUGCUGCUCCUACAGGGCUACAGCAGCAAGAGACAGAAAAUGCUGAGGGCAUCUCAUAAAGGGAAUAGUAGGAAGACAAGAAUACUUAUGGAAAAAUACUGUAGUGAGACAACUAUUAGUGAGAUGGUAAAGGAGAGGUGGAUAGAUGUAAAGGGUGAAGAAAACGAUGUGAGCGUGUGUGUAACAGGGAUAGGACAGAAAUCAAAAGAGUUUCAAGGAUACUGGCAAGCGAGAGACAGGAUAAAAGAGAGAGAGUGUGAGAGUGAGAGGAUUAAAAAGAGUUGUUACGACAUACAGCAGACAGCAGGCUAGGUCCGAGUGCCAGUAAGGGAGUGAAAGCAAGGGCGUCUCUCCAUCUCCAACAUUUGACAUGUCAUCUAUUUUUCCUGUCAACACCAUCAAAAACAACCACACUGUAAAUAUCUCACACUAACUCUGUAGGUUGUGAUACACUUGUGACACUAGAUAGCUACAUACAUGACACUGCUGUGUAGUUUUAUUGUAUGAAGCCCAUGCUUCAACGUUCUUCUGGUUUUCUAGUUUUUCUUUCUCUUUUUUCCAUUGGUGAUUGUUGCCAUGAGUAACGCCAUCAUGUUUAUUAGUGUACUGUAUGUAAAGAUUGAGGAGAUUUGAAAAGAUGUAUGGAAAUCUUUCCCUUCAGUAGUCCAUCUCUACCUCUUGUUUCUAAGUCUGUGGUUCCCCUCUUGACCACAGUGUGUGUCUCUCUGUAUGUGUUAAUGUGAGAUGCACACAGAAGGACAGUAUACUGGGGAGAACCUAUAGCCCAUUAUGGUGACUGAAGCCCGGGUCCAGCUGGGUUGAUCCGGUCCAAAAGAGUGACAGUGACCUGCUGCGGGUCAGCACCAGAUAAGGAGUGCCCCAGUCAUCCCUUUAAUGUGUGUGUGUGCCAGUUACCUCUCGUGCUAAAAGGCAUUUAACAAUCCCUCUGGUUAGCAAGCUGUCAUAUUUCAAGCAGCUCUCAUAUAUUAAUGAGUCUGACUCUAAGAUGAUUUCACUGGAAGCAGAAGAUGCAGCUGUUUGAUUCCAGAUCUAACACACACACACUCUCCCGACAGCAGGUGCAUGGCUGAAUGUACAUCUCUGUCAAAUCAAAUGCAAACCCAACCAGGUAAUGAUGAGAGUGUCGGGGCAUUUCUGUUUCUCACUCCCCAUGUGCCACUCCCCCUCCUCCUCUGACUGUGUGGUUGAAUGGAAUAAGAAGGAAACUGUGAUACUGUUGCACAUUUUCUUUUCAAUGGAA